Messenger RNA from Pseudomassariella vexata, 2235 nucleotides. RefSeq names its product dolichyl-phosphate-mannose-protein mannosyltransferase 2. The record is from RefSeq and is a predicted model, not a curated record. Gene Ontology annotation, cellular component: endoplasmic reticulum; membrane. Gene Ontology annotation, biological process: protein O-linked glycosylation via mannose. Gene Ontology annotation, molecular function: dolichyl-phosphate-mannose-protein mannosyltransferase activity. The transcript has 7 exons. Bases 1 to 2235 code for a protein of 744 amino acids. Lineage: Eukaryota; Fungi; Ascomycota; Sordariomycetes; Amphisphaeriales; Pseudomassariaceae.
AUGACAAUGGCCGACACCAAGGCUGCGGCUGCGUCUGGCGCCGAUCCAACGGGCCAGGCACUGCGUCAGCGCAAUGUUCCUGCCUCGAACACACCCUACGCGCAACAGUACGAACUCGACGAGAAGAAGAUCCAUGGAAAGAAGAAGGAAUCCUCGUUCCUCGAUAUCCUCGACGAAUGGGAGUUUAUCAUUGCGCCCUUGAUCUUUACAGCCUUCGCUUUCUUCACUCGACUCUACAAGAUUGGCCUGAGUCCAAUCGUCACCUGGGAUGAAGCACAUUUCGGCAAAUUCGGCUCGCAUUACAUCAAGAGAGAACUAUUCUUCGACGUGCACCCUCCGCUUGGCAAGAUCUUGGUAGGUGUCUCCGGCGUCUUGGCUGGUUACAAUGGCACCUUCGAGUUCAAGUCCGGCGAGACUUACCCCGAAGAGCUUAACUACACCUUCAUGCGAGCCUUCAACGCCUUCUGGGGCAUUCUGUGUGUCCCAUUGGCCUAUUACACUGCCCGCGAACUGAACUUGAGACGCCCCGCUGUCUGGCUGGUCACUCUGAUGGUUCUGUGCGAGAACUCGUACACUACUAUCAGCCGAUUCAUCCUGCUUGACUCUAUGCUUCUGUUUGGAACUGUUGCCACUGUCUUCUGCUGGUCCAAGUUCCACCGUCUUCAAAGGGAGAGUUUCGAGCCUGAAUGGUUCUUCUGGCUCUUUAUGACUGGUCUCAGCUUGGGUUUCGUCUGUAGCAUCAAGCUUGUAGGACUAUUUGUCACCGCUCUUGUUGGUCUGUAUACCAUUGAGGAUCUAUGGAACAAGUUUGGAGACAUCAAGAUGCCAGUUCCGGAACUUGCAGCUCAUGUGGGCGCCCGGGUUGUUGGUCUGAUCAUCGUUCCUUUCCUGGUCUACCUCCUGUCCUUCGCCCUGCAUUUUGCAAUCCUGACCCGAAGCGGUCCUGGAGAUGCUCAGAUGAGCUCCCUCUUCCAGGCCAACCUUGAGGGUAGUGAGAUUGGCCGCAACUCUCCGCUCGAGGUGGCCAUUGGUUCCAAAGUCACAAUCAAGAACAUGGGAUACGGAGGCGGCUUGCUUCACAGUCACAUUCAGACUUAUCCUGAGGGCUCUAACCAGCAGCAAGUAACCUGCUACCACCACAAGGACGCCAACAACGAGUGGUGGUUCUACCCCAACCGCAGCGAGCCCGACUUCAACCCCGAAGAAGAGCCCAGAUUUAUUGGACACGGCGAUAUUAUCCGAUUGAUCCACACUCAGACAGGACGUAACCUUCACUCCCAUGACAUUGCUGCCCCCGUCACCAAGGGCCACAAGGAAGUCUCGAGUUAUGGGAAUCUUACCGUUGGUGAUGACAAGGAUCACUGGCAAAUUGAGGUUGUCAAGGAUGUUGCUUCCCGUGAUAAGAGCAAGAUCAGGACUUUGACGACAGCUUUCCGCCUCAGACAUCCCGUCAUGGGAUGCUACCUUCGUGCUGGAAACGUCAACCUGCCUCAGUGGGGUUUUAAGCAGAUCGAAGUCACAUGUGACAAGUCCAACAACCCCCGCGACACCUUCACCCACUGGAACAUUGAGGCUCAUACCAACGAGAAGUUGCCUCCUGGUGACCCUGGCAAGUAUAAGUCGCCAUUCUUCCACGACUUCAUCCACUUGAACGUCGCUAUGAUGACGUCCAACAACGCUCUCGUUCCCGAUCCCGACAAGCAGGACGACCUUGCUUCCCAAUGGUGGCAAUGGCCCAUUUUGAAUGUCGGUCUUCGCAUGUGUGGAUGGGACGACAAGACGGUCAAGUACUUCCUCCUUGGCAACCCUUUCGUCUACUGGGCCUCGACCGCUUCCCUAGGUGUUAUCGGUUUGAUCACUGGGUGGUAUGUUCUGCGAUGGCAGCGUGGCUUCCAGGAUCUCUCACAUGAUGAGAUGGACCAUGUCCACUACUCAGCGCUGUACCCUAUCCUGGGAUGGGCACUUCACUAUCUUCCCUCUGUUUUCAUGGCGCGUGUUACCUACGUCCACCACUACUAUCCCGCCCUCUAUUUCGCCAUCCUCAGUCUGGGUUUCCUGGUCGACUGGACUGUGCGGAACCAGAAGAAGGCCGUGCAGUACGGUGUGUACGCCACGUUAUACACCGUUAUCAUCGGCCUGUACAUCUACUUCAUGCCGAUCUGUUGGGGUAUGACAGGACCCAACCAGCAGUACAGCUACAUGAAGUGGUUCUCGACGUGGCGAGUCUCAGAUUAG